AUUCUUCCUCCCAACAAGCCCCCAAGCUGCCGACAGUCCUCUCUUGAGGAAUCGGCAAAAGCUUGCUAUUUUUCUCUUCUUUUCUUGUUAAAGAACUGAUUUUGGGACCUAGAACCCUCCCUUUGAAGUAGAAAUUUCCAGAUCUGCUCUCCCUUCCUCUUCCCUUCGGUCCGUGAGUUUCUGCUGGUUGGGGGUGCGAUUUUCUGGGCAUUUUCGGGUAAGCCACAGCCAUGAAUCUCCCUUCUCCAGCUUUGAUUGCCUUGGGUUUAUGUUAAUUGCUCUUGGUUCCUUCGAUUUUGGGUAGUUUCCGUGAGUUUCCCCUGCAGAUGCCGCCGGCUUCUUCUCCUUGCCAAGUCCGGUUCUUGCUGGAAAAUUCUGGAAGUGAAACCGAGGACGAGGAAACCACGGGAAGUGACAAGUUAAAAGGCUAGCCACUUGAGAUUUGACAUAGAUUUUAGAUACAUGUACGCCACGCUCUUGUAAGUUAGAUUUUAAUUGGAAAUUUUAUGGUAUCAAAACUGAUUUUGUUCAGUAAGUUCCGAGCCUUGUGCAUUUGUGGGACCCGUCUCACAAGUGCACGAUGUCUGUCGCGCCUCGGAUUUGAGUUAUGGGGCGUGGCAACAUGAGUAUUAGAGUUUGUAAAGUUUUUAAUAAUAUAACAUAGACUAUAGU
This is a messenger RNA of Rubroshorea leprosula, 672 nucleotides long. The record is from the annotation of a GenBank genome assembly. Lineage: Eukaryota; Viridiplantae; Streptophyta; Magnoliopsida; Malvales; Dipterocarpaceae.